This is a messenger RNA of Cuscuta europaea, 2502 nucleotides long. The record is from the annotation of a GenBank genome assembly. Lineage: Eukaryota; Viridiplantae; Streptophyta; Magnoliopsida; Solanales; Convolvulaceae.
GAGAUAUUCUCCUUAGCCAGAUGUGAACCACCAUCAUAUUCUGUUGUUGACCAUUUCAAAAUACGGACAUCCCGUCGGCGCCCCGGCCGAAGUGGAAAGUCAGCUUCGGCACGCUGAUCUCCUCCGCGCCCGACGGCAAUUUGAAGCACAAGUCCAGACCCGUCGACCCGGAUUCGUCCACCGUCAGAUCCAUCUGCUUCUUAAACUCACUCUUCAGCGCCGCGAACGCCUCCGUCUGUAGGUACGUCAGGGUGGUGCUGGAGUCGAUUAUCAUCUCGCCGCUACCGUCGCGGCUCAGCUUGAACGCCGCCUCGGCCACGGGGAGCCGCGUGUCGCUGACGGUUAUCCCCUCGAGGGUAAUAUAGUAAAACGACGGCUGUGAGGGAUUUUUUUACCAGAGGGGUAGUGACUUUUGUGGAAUUCCCAGAUUUGCCCCCGGAUAGGGACCCAUCAGAAGCGUGCUCUUUGCGCCGCCCUCGAUGGCGGACAGGGGAGGCGGGCGAAAGAAGACGAUUUUUCGGGGUCGAAAAUCGGGGUUUUCUGCUGGAAGCAACUCCUGCAUGGCUUACACUGAGAAGUCACUGCCUGUGUCCACGAUUGCCUCGAACGGUGACGGCGGAGUCCUGAUGGACAGUUCCAUAAAGCACUCGCCGGAGCCGGGGUGUACCAUCGACUUCAAGUCGGAUCGCCCCGUCCCAUCCGCCAUGCUGAGCCUGUGGAGCCGGUAACUGCCGCGCUUCAUGUUGAGUCUCAGGCGUUCGAUUCCGGCCAAGUUUCUGCCAGAAUCGACGUGCCGGAGAGUCGCCCGGAACCCUCUGCUCAUGUGUUUGAGCCCGUUUCUAGAGUUGGAAGCCACCGAGAGCACAAACAAGAUUGAAACGGAAAUAAUGGCGAUAAAGAAGAUCAACGGAAAGGAAAGGCAUAGCAGCGCAAAGAUCAGUCAUGAAGCAGAGGCAGACACAAAAGUUAGUGGGACCAUCAGCCCAACAGCCAAAGUAAAAGAUUUGAGGAAUUAUAGGGUUUUUGUUGCAACAUGGAAUCUGGGUGGAAAGACUCCCAAUCAUGGACUCAACCUGGAAGAUUUUUUGCAAGUGGAGGACGCCCCUGACAUUUAUGUCCUCGGGUUUCAGGAAAUAGUGCCGUUGAACGCGGGAAAUGUGUUAGUGAUUGAAGACAAUGAACCGGCAGCGAGGUGGUUAGGCUUCAUAAGUAAAGCACUUAACAAACCAAGUCACUCAUCAUCAUCAUCAGCAACAUCUGAAGGGAUAGUGAGAUCGAAUUUUUUCCACAGGCCAUCUCUCAAGGUCCUUAGCCGCAACCUAAGGGCAAACCAUGGCCUCCUUAAGGCAUGCAACUGCCAUUUAGACUCCCCGAGACGGCUCCACAAGAUUGGGGCUACAGCCGAGUGUCCUCCCCAUGCCCCAUCCACUAGAAUGAAUGACGAUGUUGACUUCUCUUAUGCACAAGUUUCUGGUGAGAAUGUGUCAUCAAUAGCUGAUUUGUAUUAUAAUCUCAUAGCUAGCAAGCAAAUGGUUGGGAUCUUUCUUUCCAUUUGGGCACGUAAGGACUUGGUUCCCCAUAUUGCUCAUCUACGAGUUUCAUGUGUUGGAACCGGAAUCAUGGGCUAUCUUGGCAAUAAGGGUUGUAUAUCAAUCAGUAUGUCUGUGCACAAAACAAGUUUUUGCUUCGUAUGCUGUCAUCUAUCUUCCGGGGAGAAAGGAGGGGACGAGUUAAGAAGAAACUCAGAUGUUGCUGAGAUUUUAAGAAGCACCCAAUUUCCCAGGAUUUGCAAGAUUUCGGAUCGUCCUUUUCCCCUAAAUAUCAUUGAUCACGAUCGUAUAAUAUGGAUGGGAGACUUGAACUACCGAAUUUCUCUUAGCUACGAGGAGACAAGGUCGAUGUUAGAGGACAAUGAUUGGGACAUUCUAUUAGAGAAGGAUCAGUUAAAUACGGAAAGAAAGGCGGGAAGAGUGUUCAGGGGUUGGAAAGAAGGAAAAAUAUUGUUCGCUCCAACCUACAAAUACUCUCUUAACUCAGACUUGUAUGCCGGAGAGAAUGUCACAUCAAAGAAAAAACGCCGCACGCCUGCUUGGUGUGACAGAAUAUUGUGGCAUGGAAACGGAAUGGAACAGAUAUCAUACAUAAGGGGGGAAUCAAGAUUCUCUGACCACAGACCCGUUUGUGCUGUAUUUUCAGUGGAUGUUGAAAUGCAUCGUAAACCGUCCAAGUAUCGCAAGGGGUUCUCAUGCACCAUAAAUUAUGAAGACAACCCCUUACAAGGCAACGACUGCUUCUUCUAAUUUCUUCGUCUAAUCAACUGUUUCUUUACCAUUCUUGUAGCAUACUUGUAUAAUAUGUAUGUUAAUAAUAUAUAUUUGUUGUGAUAUCUAUAUAUUUAAUAAUCUCUGGAUAUUCUUCUUAAUAAGAAAUUUCCUAAAUGAAUUUACAAGAGUUCAUUGAGACCCUAUUUAUACUCAUCGGGCUUGAUGAUGAAUCAUACCU